Messenger RNA from Lutzomyia longipalpis, 1572 nucleotides. RefSeq lists its product as uncharacterized. The coding region runs from base 102 to 1445 and encodes 447 amino acids. The record is from RefSeq and is a predicted model, not a curated record. NCBI's taxonomy places the organism in Eukaryota, Metazoa, Arthropoda, Insecta, Diptera, Psychodidae. Gene Ontology annotation, molecular function: protein binding. The transcript has 2 exons.
UCUCCAUUUAUCUUUACAUAUUUCCUUCAGAAGUGAUGAGAUUGAGUUUGAGCGUUGGUUGAUUUGUGCACACUCAAGGCCUACAAAAAGAUUUAUAGAGAAUGGAAGGAAAUGCCGGAAACGCGUCUUCGGAGCUUGCAUGGAAUUAUGGGAAUGAGGAUAACACAACCAGAUAUUCCCAACUAUUCAACAACCACUACCUGUCGGAUUUUACAUUCAGAGUAGUCUCGGAAGACACUGUGGUGCCAGGGCAUAAGUUCAUUAUGAGUUUGUGCAGUUGGGACUUUUACAAUAUCUUCAAUUUCGUGAAACUGGACAGCAAUGAGCUGAUUAUUGAGGAUGUAUCUUUGGCAUCAUUUCUGACCUUUUUGGAGUACUGUUACACCAUGAAGAUGAAUUUGAGUGACGACACCACGUUCAAGAAGACUGUAGAAGUCCUCAAGCUUGCCCAGAGAUUCCAUAUGGUACCACUGGUGAAGAUUUGUGAGGAUCACAUCAAGACCAACAUAUCUGAGGUCAACUGCAUGAUGAUUUUCAAGAAUAAGGAUGUACUUUCUCCGGAUUCAGCUGCUUCAAAGGAAAUGAUGAAGAAAAUUGAGGGAUAUUUCUGGUGCAUUAUCCAUGAUCAAAGCAGCCUGGACAUAUUUGUUGAUCUCCCAUUGAAAGAUCUUCAUGAGAUUGCUUGUAAUUCUCUGAUUAAUUGCGAUGAAAUUGAAAUAUUUGACGUACUGAUGAAGUGGGCAAAGAGGAAUUGCGAGAAAAAGAACAUUCAAUCGGAUUCAGCUAAGAAUCUGCGUCUGAUCCUUGGAGAAGUAUUCUACGAGAUUCGCUUUCCCAGCAUGCAAAUUUACACCUUUAGCAAAAUUCUGGCAAAAUAUCCAGGAAUGUUCACACAAAUGGAGAUUUCGAAUAUUUGCAGCUACAUAUGUGAUGGCCUGCAUGCCUCGUCAUCAUCAAAGAGCUGCAUGGGAUUCAAGUGUACUCCAAGGCAUCCGAGGAUUCCAAAUGAAUCAAAUGAAUACAUCUAUUCAAUGAUUCCCUUCGGACUAAGUCUUCCAUCCUUCAAUGAAGUUCCUAAACUGGAUGAACAAUCGUACCUAAUGAGAUGUGAAAUUGAGACUAUUCUACCACGGAAGUUGAUUGGAUUUGCAUUUUUUGCUAAGAAAGAUGAGACGGUAAAUGUAGAAUAUUUCAAAAUCUCCGAGGAGAAUAUUGAAAUAAUUUCAAGCGGAAAAUGCAGGUUCAGUGAGACGUAUGAUUUGAUAAUUUUUCGUUUUAAAAGUGCAGAAGGAGGUAUAUGGGUAAAUUUUUGUGAAUUGGAAUGCAUGUGUGAAACAAUGAUUCCAGCUGUGGAAGGGUCAGGAGUAGGUUAUUUCAACAAUAGAAUAUAUUUAUUUGGGAAUAUAAGUGCUACUAUACCCUAUCUGAUUUUUGAUUUCAAUUGAUUACCACAUAAUUAAUUUCGUACUUUAUUCACUUUAUUCACAAUUAAAACUUCCUAAGAGAAAUUCUAGAAAAAAAAAUCCAUGUAAAAUAUCAUUUUGUAAUAAAGAAAUAUGAAUAAAAAUUUAU